Molecule: messenger RNA, 448 nt
Organism: Micropterus dolomieu (smallmouth bass)
Lineage: Eukaryota; Metazoa; Chordata; Actinopteri; Centrarchiformes; Centrarchidae
Product: type-2 ice-structuring protein-like
Exons: 4
Coding region: 8-448 (146 amino acids)
Source: RefSeq, a predicted model, not a curated record
CAGGUAAAUGAUGGUGUGUGUGUUAGUUCCUCUCGUCUUGACUGUCCUCCUGACUGAGACGUCUGCUUCACUGUCAUCUUCAGGGACGGAGCAGGUCUUUUCAUGCCCACCUCGGUGGCUCCUGUUUGGUCAGAGAUGCUUCGCUUUCUACCCUGUGUGGAGCUCCUGGAGCGAUGCCGAUUUAUUGUGCUCUCAGGCAGCUGGUAAACUGGCGUCGCUUCACACACCAGAGGAGAGACAGUUUGUCCGUCUGCUAGCAAACACACACACACCUGUGUGGCUGGGUGGAUACCAGGAACAGCAGGUCCCUGUUAAACUACUCCAUGCUUAUGGCUGCACCUCCACUCUCCUCCUGCUCUCUCCCUCGGCCCUGUCACUUUGCUCCUGUCACACGCCUCCUCCUCUGCAUGGCAGGGGCUAUGGCUCUCCUUUACUGCACUGCAGCUGA